Messenger RNA from Colletotrichum orchidophilum, 984 nucleotides. RefSeq lists its product as uncharacterized. The transcript has 8 exons. Bases 1 to 984 code for a protein of 327 amino acids. NCBI's taxonomy places the organism in Eukaryota, Fungi, Ascomycota, Sordariomycetes, Glomerellales, Glomerellaceae. Gene Ontology annotation, biological process: mycotoxin biosynthetic process. The record is from RefSeq and is a predicted model, not a curated record.
AUGUUCUACAAAGACCAAUAUGCCUCCCUCUCCACCAACAGCCCCGACUGCGCCAGCGACGGCGAGCCAGAGCAGUGCCCCGAGAUACCGGACGGCGUCCAACCGCGGCCUCCCCUCCGCACGUCCAGGAAGCGGUACACGUACGCCGUGCUCGCCGUGCUCGCGCAACUCGUGUACACGGGCGUCGUCCUCGUCGCCGCGCGGGAGGUUUUCUACAAGAGCGUGUGUCCCGCCGUCGCAGCGCCGGAUCGGUACCGCGCUUGGGAUGUGCUAGAAUAUAAGGAGAUCCCCGCGGACACCAAGGGGCCGGACGAGCACCACCCGUACCUGGGCGCUCCGCGGCCGGAGCUGGAUCGGAAUUGGAAUACGCUUCUGUCGCCAUUCCGCAACCGCGUCCCAACCGCCGAGAUUCGCAGGCUGGGGAUUGAAGAAGAGUCUAUAUGGCUGGAUGACGAUGUUGGUGAAUAUUAUGGGAGUGUGUGGGUUGGGCACAACCUGCACUGCAUUAAAUAUCUGUAUAAUGGCCUGCACAAGGACCAUUAUUACCACAACAUGACCGAGGCAGAGGAGAAGUCGCAUAGCAGUCAUUUGCACCACUGCCUCCACCGCCUAAUGGACGCGCUAAAAUGCCACCCAGACAUGUCCCCGCUGUCCUUACACUGGGUGGUCAAUGAGGUCGCGCCCGUUGUCAACUGGGACGGCGCGCGGCACACAUGCGCAAACUGGGACCGCGUCACUGAGUGGGCUAGGAGCCACCAGAUUGUCCCGGCGGGGAAGGCUAGUCUCGGGCAGGUUGCUCCGCAUCCAUUAUACGCGACGUUGCUGGAUGAGAACGGCCACGCCGACUUUUUGAACCAAGAUGCAAUCAUCGAGUGGGAUAGGUUGUUUGCCAGGCCGGACUGGCAGGCGUGGGCGCGGGAGCAUGGAAUUCCGGAGGGGACUAUUCCCGGUAAGGAGAUGCUCAGGAAUAAGCAUGUUGAGUAG